AUGAACUGGGCUAUGCUGACAGUUCAGUUUGCAUUUUCAGAACACACUAUUUCCCCUUCCAGUGUAUUGAGCAACCUGGGUUUGUCUUCCCAUGCCAGUUCAAAAUGUGAGAAUUUCCCUUCUCAAGGGUUCUUUCCCAGCACUGCUUCCUCAAAACAGAUAUGUUGUGAGGCAACUGUUAAGCUAGAAGCAUUUACUGGAUUGAUAAACUGCUUGUGGCCUAGGUAUAGAAGUACAGACUUUGUGAAGAGGCUGUUUGAGACUAAGGCAGGUGGCUUGGGUUUUAUAUUGCAGCAGUUGCUAUUGGGAUUUUGUUUUGUUCACCUCAUUUACAAAAUUGAGAUACAUUCAAUAAAGUUUUGUAUGGAACUUUUUUUUUGGUAA
This is a messenger RNA of Podarcis lilfordi (Lilford's wall lizard), 384 nucleotides long. The record is from the annotation of a GenBank genome assembly. Lineage: Eukaryota; Metazoa; Chordata; Lepidosauria; Squamata; Lacertidae.